GCGCACAGGGCCCGCGCCAGCGACCAUGGCGGAGCCCACAGUGUGCUCCUUCCUCACCAAGGUGCUGUGCGCCCACGGCGGCCGCAUGUUCCUGAAGGACCUGCGCGGCCACGUGGAGCUGUCGGAGGCCAGGCUCCGGGACGUGCUGCAGCGCGCCGGGCCCGAGCGUUUCCUGCUGCAGGAGGUGGAGACGCAGGAGGGCCUCGGGGACGCGGAGGCCGAGGCGGCGGCCGGCGCGGUGGGCGGUGGCGGCACCUCCGCCUGGAGGGUGGUGGCCGUGUCCUCUGUGCGCCUCUGCGCCCGCUACCAGCGCGGCGAGUGCCAGGCCUGCGACCAGCUGCACUUCUGCCGCCGGCACAUGCUGGGCAAGUGCCCCAACCGGGACUGCUGGUCUACCUGUACCCUUUCCCAUGAUAUCCACACACCUGUCAACAUGCAGGUCCUGAAAAGCCAUGGACUUUUUGGUCUCAAUGAAAACCAGCUUCGGAUCCUGCUUUUGCAGAAUGACCCCUGUCUUUUACCAGAGGUCUGUUUGCUCUACAACAAAGGGGAAGCCCUGUAUGGCUACUGCAACCUCAAGGAUAAAUGCAACAAGUUUCAUGUGUGCAAAUCCUUUGUGAAAGGAGAAUGCAAACUUCAGACCUGCAAACGGUCCCAUCAGCUUAUCCAUGCUGCAUCUUUGAAGCUGCUACAGGACCAAGGACUGAAUAUUCCAAGUGUUGUUAAUUUUCAGAUAAUCUCCACCUACAAGCAUAUGAAGCUGCACAAGAUGCUUGAAAAUACAGAUAAUUCAUCACCUUCGACUGAGCAUUCACAAGGCCUUGAGAAGCAAGGAGUGCACGCAGCUGGAGCUGCAGAAGCUGGUCCUCUGGCUUCUGUCCCUGCUCAGUCGGCCAAGAAGCCCUGCCCAGAUGGAGUCUCUGUCGCCCAGGCUGGAGUACAGUGGCAUGAUCUCAGCUCACUGCAACCUCCGUCUCCCAGGUUCAAGUGAUUCUCCUGCCUCAGCCUCCCGAGUAGCUGGGAUUAUAGGCAUGUACCACCAUGCCUGGCUAAUUUUUGUAUUUUUAGUAGAGAUGGGGUUUCACCAUGUUGGCCAGGCUGGUCUUGAACUCCUCACCUCAAGUGAUCCACCCACCUCGCCCUCCCAAAGUGUUAGUAUUAUAGGCGUGAGCCACUGCACUCAGCCUGAUGUUCCCUCUUUUAUAAGUGCCAUUCCUUCUUCCUACCUCACAACCUAGCAAAAUUGGAUUCUUCAAAACGCCAGGUUGGCCUUUCUUGACUCCAAAAGAGGUGACUCUUGUAGCAUUCUUACAGGCCUAACAUAGCACUUACUUUAUGUUGCAAUGCUGUGUGCAAUGCUGUGUUUUUUUACUCACUAGCUCUGAGCAAAACAUUAUUUAUUCUUGGUAAUUGUAACACUUGGUAGUGAAGACAUAUUUUUUGCCAUAUAAUGGAUUAUACUUUGUAUUUGAAUCCAUGUGAAUCAGUAGCAUAUUGGUCUUCAUUGUUUUUCCUCCUUCUCCGACGUUUUUUUGAGACAGGGUCUCACUCUGUUGCCCAGGCUGGAGUGCAGGGCACAAUUACAGCUCCCUGCAGCCUUGAUUUCUCAGGCUCAAGCCAUCCUCUUGCCUCAGCUUCCCUAGUAGCCGGGACUAUAGGUGCAUGCCACCAUACUCAGCUAAUCUUUUUAGGUUUUUAGUAGAGACAAGGUCUCACUAUGUUGCCCAGGCUGGUCUUGAACUCCUAAGCUCAAGCAGUCCUCCCGCCUUGGCCUCUGAAUGUGCUGGGAUUACAGGCAUGAGCCACUAUGCCUAACCAUAUUUUUUCCAAUAUUAAAAAAUCUUUUUUUCCCCCUAAGGAAUGUGUUAUAUAAGGUCAACAUGUUUUUAGUGCUUCAGUUUGACUUGUCUACAUCUAAAGUUAACUCUUUAAGGCUUACAUUUAUGAUUAUAAUUCUUUCCAUCGAGGGAUUUAGUCUCCAUUAUUGUCAUGUUUCUUGAUUUUUUUCAUUAUACUUGGUUCUUCUUUUUGUCUAGGUUUUAUAUAUACCUUAAUUAAUUCUUUCUUGGCUGUUUUAUAUCUAUGUUGCUGUCAGCAUGGGAAUCUCUAUUAUUAGAAAGCUAUUAACUUUUAAAAUAUGUAUCUUUUGGUGAUUUUCUUUGUUCUAACAGUUUUAGAUGGCCUGUUUGCUCUUUCUAAAUAUAAAAUCAUAGGUAUUUCUAUUUUGUUUUUGUGUUUCAUAAAAUUGUAAUAAGUUUUUUUGAUAUUUUUUCAUUACAUAUGAAGUUAAUUGUUGGUUUUAAACAAAUGUUCUUUGUUAGGAUAACAGAAAUAACAUCUUCUAUUCUUGUUUGUUGGAAGCUAAAAGCUUGAUAAAAGGAAUUGGUGUCUUUUGAUACAAUCAAAUUUUUAUCACUUAAAUUGCCUAAUAUGAUUAUAAUAAGGGUUUUUGUAAUAUUAAAACAUCCUUAAAUUCCUGAGAUAAAACUCUACCUGGUUAUAGUAUAUGUUCUUUUAAUGUAUUAUCUUUCCUAUUUGCUGUACAUCUAUACAUUCAUAAAUAAAAUUCAUUUAUAUUUUA
Molecule: messenger RNA, 2581 nt
Organism: Homo sapiens (human)
Lineage: Eukaryota; Metazoa; Chordata; Mammalia; Primates; Hominidae
Gene: ZC3HAV1L
Product: ZC3HAV1 like
Exons: 5
Coding region: 26-991 (321 amino acids)
Cellular component (GO): cytoplasm
Source: RefSeq, a predicted model, not a curated record